AUGGCAGAAGAAACGACCCCUGUCAAGGAAGCUCCGGACGAGUCCACCCUCGAGACAAGCCCGUUGGGCAUCGACAAGCCGGCUUCAGAGGUGCCUUCCGAUGAGCCACCCCUUGAUGAUCCCGUCGAGGCCGAGAAUACGGAAGGCGAGAGACCCUUGCAUGAGCUGCUUUUGACAAUGGCCAAAGAUGAUGAAGAGCCCAAGAAAAAGACCGAUCUUGACAAGCUCAGCCACUUGUUGGAAGUCGUGGCUCAAGUCGAUGCCAAAGACGCCGACGGUGGAACGGCCUUGCAUCUUGCAGCCGCGAAGGGGCUUGUUGAGGCAGCUACGAAACUCAUCGAUGCCAAGGCGAACCUCUCGGAACUAGACAACGAGCGUCGACAACCUCUACACCAAGCCUGUUCGGAGGGGCAUCUCGACGUUGUCAAUCUACUUCUCGAAAAUGGCGCCGACACCCAGAUCACCGAGGAAGACGGUUGGUCUCCUCUGCACUUGGCAAGUGGGUACGGCCACACAAAAGUAAUUCAAGCUCUUCUUGAGAAAAACAACAAAAACAUCAACGACACUGAGUCGCUGGCAGGCUGGACCGCGCUGAAUGCGGCUAUCUACCAUGGACACGGUGAUGCUGUUGUUGCUCUGCUGGGGAAAAAGGCGGAUGCUGGCAAACAAGACAACGACGGCUGGACACCAUUAAUGACAGCAAUAAAACAGAAACAUGAAGAAAUUGUGAAAAAGCUGCUCGGUCUGGGAGGAGACCCUCAACUGGAGAAACGCGACGAGUUAGGACACACGCCUCUCCUGGCGGCAAGCAUCAAUGGUUUCUCGGCUGGUGCGAGUCUGCUGAUCAAGGCGGGCGCAAACUGCAACGUUCAGUCAACCAAUUCCAAAUGCACGCCUCUGAUAACUGCGAGUGACUGGGGUCAUAGCGGUGUAGUCAAAGUUCUCCUUGGGGCCAGCCUGACAAACGUCAACGCUCAGGAUAAGGAUAUGUGGACUGCUCUGCACGAGGCUAGCAACAAGGGUAACAGCAAGGUCGUUGAGAUUCUUCUACAGCACCAGGCCGAUGUCGACAUUAGAAACGAUGUCGACCAGACAGCCUUGCAUUUGGCAAGUGAGAAGGGAAACGAGAACAUUGUCAAGCAGCUUCUGAAGGCCAAAGCGAAAGUGAAUGCAGAAGACAAGGACGGCAAGACAGCGUUGCAUUUCGCUAGUGGUGCCGGACCUGAGGAUUACAGCAAGCAGAAAGAUGAGCUAGGGCCUGAUGACCUCAGUCCUGACGAGAAAGGGAUGAUGGAGUUCCGCUCCGGCCAGCAUGCUGCCAAGGAGACGGCGCUGCAUCUUGCCGCAGCCCGUGGCGACCCAGCCAGGCUGGGACUUAUCCUCGACAAUAUGGAGCAAAAGCUCAUGGCGACCAAAAACGACCAGGGCAGGACCGCUCUCUACAUGGCUUGUACUGGAGACAGCCCGGAAAUGGCGGUGGAAUGCCUUCUCAAAUCAGACAAGUUGAGGAACGCAGAGUUUGGGAGAAGGGACGGGGAGGAUGACGAAAUCAAGUGGGCUGCAAACUAUCCGGAAACUCAUGAAAUCGCAAAAUGGCUCAUGGAGGAAAGGUCAAAGAGAAAAGAGACGGCCCAGCCUGCAGGAUCUGACAAAUGGAAUAUGAUCGAGUGGGCGGCAUACAGUCAACUCCCCGAGGUACUCUCAUCACUCAUUGGCCAAUCUCCUGGGAGCUCAGAUACUCAAGCCGCGCUGAAAUCCGCACUGAAGUCGAAGCUGGAGUCGGCCUUGCAGUCUGCACAUGAGCUCAGAGAGGACGCAGAGCAGAGCAAGUUCCGCAAAGUACUCAAGCUGCUCAUCGACGACGUUCUUCCAACGCCUAAUCUCAAGACAGCGCUGAAAUUCGUGCUAGAUGUGACCUUGGAUUUGACCCUAGGGACAAGGGCAAACCAGGGGGCGGGGCAUAAGCAGCUUCUCCAGGUACUGUCGCUGCUCACCGACUCUUUCCCUAAGACUCCUGAGAUUAGGGAAACACUGAAGUCGGCUUUGAAGUCGGCGAAGAAGGCAGAGAACCAGCCACAGGACCCCGGGCAGGGAUCGAUACCACACAAAAUGUCCAAAGAUGAGGCCGGAACAUCUUCGCAAAAAGGCAAGGAGAAGGGUCCAGAGAAGACCGAGAAAAGGCGCGAGAAAACCGCACAGACCGCACUGCCAGCCAAGGAGCUCGAAACAGACUACCUUCUUGCCCUCGUGGAUAUCCUACGAGACCCUACCUUCUCGCAAACGCACAAAGACGUCAGAAUUGACGGGCCGCCAAAGCACAACCCCAGACUGUCGGAGAUACUGAGAAACCUAGAAGCCACCAUCGUGCAGUUCUACAAGGGCGAGGGCGAGUCAGGAACAUUUCGACGAUAUCGAUCGUUGAAAGAAGUCAUUUAUGACCACGGACCAGGAAGUAUCAUGGAAAAGACCAUCUCAGACCUAAGGAAGGUCCUUGGGGAGAGAUCGAAGGUUCCAGACUCUCUCACAUAUCUCGAGACUAAGCCCAAGUUUACGUGGGUUCAUCUACCGGCAACAAACAUGGUUUGGAUGAAUGACAUCUUGAUGAGGAUCAUGAAUGAUGAGGGAUGUGAAGCCCGACAGUAUCACGAACUCAAGACAUUUUUCCGAGACAGUUGGACUCAGGUGCCGGAUAGGACAUCUUCAUCGAGGAGCAUGAGGCCGCGCACUGUGGAAAGGCGUCAACAGAAACGGGUCAGCAGGAAAGAUGGAAACAUCAAGAAGGAAGAAGAGGAGAAAAGCGACAAGGGAAACAAAGAGGCGAGGAAGGAAGAGGAGGAGGAUAGAAGAGAAGAGUCUGGCAAAGCGAAGAAUGAGACAAAUUCCAAGGAGGAUCGACGAGAGAAGAGCAAGCCUGAUUUUGGAGCCGCAUCAGCCACUUACAUGCCUUACUUUUGCUUCUCAACCUACUACCCGGACGGUGCCAGCUUGUGCGAAAAGCAGACGAAGUUCAAAGAUAUGAAAACGGCCUACGAGGACCUGAAGGGUGCUCAAAGCCCCGUCAUUCAUGAAUCGCCAACCCUCGAUGAAUGGUACUAUCAAUUUGCAACUGAUAAUGAGUCCCAGGAAGACCGGCGUCGUCGCAACAAAUCACAGGUUGUUACCAAGGCCAUAGAAGGGAAUAAGAGCACCAAGGACGGUGACAAGACCCCGAAGAAAAGAGAUGAAAACACAGAGGAAGAUGAAGAGAAUGAGGCCAGAAAACGGACAUUGGUCCGAGUCAAUCAGCUAUGGGCGUGGACGAUUGCAAACAAAUGGCUCAUAACCGCCACCUCUUGCUUGUUCGACGAUAGCAACGGUACGCUGGUGGAAGGAAUUCUUGAGCAACUGGGCAAAGAGGCUGAGGCUGGGGGGAGCGCGUCCCAGCCAGAGUCGGCAGCUGAUAUGUGCAGAAUUAUCGUCGACUACUGCAUCGGGACUUAUGAGAGACCCCCGAAGCUUGAGGAGCCAAAUUUUGAGCAGUCGAAGUCCGAGAAGGUGAGGCCUCAGGAGCCAAAGCCUCAAGGUCAAGGUUCUAUCCGGCAACUAUUUUCCAAGACCACCAACCAAAUUGGAAGAGCUGAAGCAACCCUGUUCGAGAAAUUCAGAAAACAAACGGAAAAUUGGCGUCCAAGUGAACCAGAGAAAACAACAGAAGAUGCUUCCUCCCUGGGGGACAAAACCUUGCGUCUUAGCUCACUCAAAGGCUCAUCCAGAGGCUCAUCCACCAAAACAUCCGAAACAUCAUCCCGGAACUCAGUAUACAACGAUACCAGAAAGUCUAUCAUAGAAGCAGAGGAGAUGUGUUGCGACAUCAAAGACAUCCGUGAUGAGCUCGACAUUCUCCAAUCAGCCGCCCAGCACCAAAAGACUGUUGAAGAGGGGUUGAAGAGAGGGUUGAAGAAGGGGUCCCAGGGUGUAGAUCUCGCAGCGGCGUACAUUUUGAAAGAUCUCGAAGAGAUGGAUACUAGUGCCACGAGGAUACAGUCUGCUAUCAACACGACCCUUUCGCUUCUUCAAAGCGAGAGUGCGAACCUCCAGGCCACCCUUUCUCUAAAGCAAAGUGAGACUUCCAAUCGCCUGGCGGACCUGGCGACAGAACAGGGCAAGAAGGCUGUAGAACAGGGCAUUGAAGCAAGGAAACAGGGAAAGGUCCUCAUGGUCUUCACUGUUGUCACGAUUCUCUUUCUCCAACUAUCCUUUCUCUCCUUCCUAUUCGCCUUGGACGUUGCCUCCUUUCAGCAGGCUCCUGGCUGGGCCUUUGUUGUGAUUUGUCCGCUCCUCUUCAAAACACGCCAACUAUUGCCCCUUCGUCAUGGAAGCAGAAACCCCGACGCUGGUAUUGCCAACGACACCUCCAAGAAGUCAGAGAGGCUCAAAGAGGGUUCAAAGAAGACGUCGGAGAAUACAGACGGCUUGCAAGAGCUGUCAGGAUCGCAAGACGAGAUCUAUCUCUCUGCCCUGGAGCAGCGGCUGCAGAGGCUUGAACAGCGACAGGAUGUUGAGUCGAGACCGCCGCAGCCAGCUGAACGCAGAGUCUCUCGCAAUGAUUCUAUUCCUGAGGCCAGUAUAGCUUCUCGAGAAAUACAGGCCUCCCCGGCAACGCAAGGCCCAUACUCACCAAACACAUCUCGCUACGCCAGCAACGUGGAUGGAUUAGCCACGGUAUCGACAACCACCGGGAGUGAAUGCAUGUACGGUCCGUCAUCUACAAUUGCAUUCGUACAGUUUUGCAACGAGGCGAAUAGACAAGGGUCACUCCCGGAGUCGGACCAACAGAUUGAUGAACCACCAUCCGCAGCCGUUCCAGAGGCCAUUCGUGAGAAGGAUUCUUUUGCUGCCGUGUACCCGCCGCGGAGGACCGCUGACGACUUUGUUCGAUGCUUCUGGGAGUUUGUGCACCCCGUCUUUCCGGUACUUCACAAGACGAGCUUUAUGAACAGAUACAACCUCCUCUGGUCGGCAGAGGAGAACGAGGCAAACAACGAUAAUAUUUCAGAGAUGGAUGAAGUAAUCUUCUCUUCCACGCUUAACAUCGUUUUUGCCAUCGGAUGCCGGUUCAGCGAGUCUGUGCCGGCUGCAAGCAGAGCGACACUCGCCCAAACCUUUUAUCAACGAUCUAGGUCCAUAUACCGCUUCGAGAUCCUCGACUCCAUGUCUCUUUCAGCUGUUCAGAUGCUGCUUUUGACAGGAGUUUAUCUACAGUCCACCCAGCAAGCAACCCGUUGCUGGAAUGCUGUGGGUCUGGCAAUCAGAGCUGCGCAAUCCUUGGGAUUGCACGUCGAGUCACCGAAUCAGCCUCGGAGCCAGUUAAGCAGAGAGAUGAGGCGGAGAGUAUGGCAUACUUGUUUGGUGUUGGAUAAACUUCUGAGCAUGACUUUUGGGAGACCUGCCAUGAUAUCGACGAGCUGGCACGUCCCGCUGCCAUCACUGAUUGAUGACGAAUACUUAUCCGCCGAUGGUCAAGGAGAGCAGCCUCAGGACAGGCCUUCAAGACUGGGAUUACUUAUCUGGUCGUCAAAAUUAUUUCUCAUCUUGGAUGAAAUCCUUCUCAGCUUCUACGCUCCACAUCCACAAAAGAGCGUCGACACCAUGUCUGAGGGCGACUUGAACGUUCAGCAAAUUAUCUCGGACGUUAUGGUACUCAACAGGCGUAUCGAAGAGUUCUUUGAUUCGAUUCCUAAAUAUCUUCGUCUUGAGACCGGGUCGGAUAUUGUACCCGAGCAGCAGGAAGUGAGCGUUACAAUUCAAAAGCAGAUCCUGAAUUGCCGGUAA
This is a messenger RNA of Fusarium keratoplasticum, 5811 nucleotides long. Its product is annotated as Fungal-trans domain-containing protein. NCBI's taxonomy places the organism in Eukaryota, Fungi, Ascomycota, Sordariomycetes, Hypocreales, Nectriaceae. The transcript is spliced from 13 exons. Bases 1 to 5811 code for a protein of 1936 amino acids. Gene Ontology annotation, biological process: innate immune response; DNA-templated transcription. Gene Ontology annotation, molecular function: protein binding; DNA binding; zinc ion binding. Gene Ontology annotation, cellular component: cytoplasm. The record is from RefSeq and is a predicted model, not a curated record.